GUGGACUCGGCUUGGCAAGGGUUAAAGGGAACUGAGCUGCCUUCCUAGAGAGGACAGGAAGCAAGGGGGGGCCAGGUCCUCCAGAGCCAAGGCCCCUCCCUCCCCAGUCCUUUCCUUGCUUUGGGGUCUCUCCUGCAAGGGCUGCCUCGCUGCCCCCUCCUGGGAUCUGGAUUUGCUAGAGCUUCUCAUUAAGACGGACAGAACUUGGCAGAAGACCAAAGGGUUCCUUCCGAUCUCUCAGAGGCUUCCUGAGACCACAGAUGGAUGAGCGAGACUCAGCUGGCCCUGAAGCAGGAAGAGACCAUGCCAGCCGAACUGGGAGCGGUGGGGGAUUAUGGGAAAACCCAGUGCAGAAGAUCCUGGGUGAGGAGGACACACUCCGCUCAGAGGUGCAGAGCCAGCAGUUGAGGCAGUUCUGCUGCCAGGAGGCCAAAGGACCCCGAGAGGUUUGCAGUCGACUCUACCACUUUUGCCAUCAGUGGCUGAAGCCGGAAAGGCACACGAAAGCUGAGAUGCUGGACCUGGUGAUCUUGGAGCAGUUCCUGGCUGUCCUUCCCCUGGAGAUGGAGAGCUGGGUGAGGGACUGUGGAGCGGAGACCAGUUCCCAGGCGGUGGCCCUGGCCGAAGGUUUCCUCCUGAGUCAGGCAGAGGAGAGAAAGCAGGGAAAGGAUCUCUUUGCAGAAAUGGACCUGGAUUCCUGUGAGGCAGAGAGGCCUCCGUUGGACACCAGAGAGAGGCCACUGGGUGACAGAAGGAUGCCAGCAAGACCUCCUGAUCCACCUUUUCAUGGGGGCAGAAGGGAAGCAGCGGCUGUGGAACCAGAUCAGGGUCCAGUGUGCUUUGAAGAUGUCACUGUUUGUUUCACGGACGAGGAGUGGGCGUUGCUGGAUCCUGACCAAAGAGCUCUGCAUAAGGACGUCAUGGAGGAGAAUCGUGGGAUCGUGGCCUCUCUUGAUUGUGAUGAAACGGAAAUCGAGAACAAAGGUGACCACAACAAAAUCCCCAGAAAGGAGAAGCCAAACAAAAAUUUAGAGUGUGGAGAAAGCUGCAGUCAGAGCUCC
Molecule: messenger RNA, 1061 nt
Organism: Podarcis raffonei (Aeolian wall lizard)
Lineage: Eukaryota; Metazoa; Chordata; Lepidosauria; Squamata; Lacertidae
Product: zinc finger protein 202-like
Exons: 6
Biological process (GO): regulation of DNA-templated transcription
Source: RefSeq, a predicted model, not a curated record